Porites lobata is the source of this 5565-nucleotide messenger RNA. Lineage: Eukaryota; Metazoa; Cnidaria; Anthozoa; Scleractinia; Poritidae. The record is from the annotation of a GenBank genome assembly.
CAGCGUUCAACCUCGGUUCAGGACUGUAAAGUGACUUUCAGAAACGGGUUCAACCUAGAGUCCAAUGAAAUAAGAAAUAGAAUGUUCAGCAGAAGACGCAUCCCCGAGCAGAUUCCGACGGUUUUGUCGAGAAAAGUACAGACUGUCAUGGAGUGUCUCGACGCUUGCUUAAGAUCUGACCGAUGCGUUUCAUUUGAUGUUGAGGCAAAGCCACUGCAGUUGAAAGUCUGUAGAAUAUUUGGAGAGGUAGAGAGCAUGCUGCCUUUGGUUGAAGGGGGAAAUUCAAUUCAUGUUAACCUGAGUUCUAAAUUACUACGACAGGUAAGCCAGACUAAAGAUUAAUCAAUCUCUGUCGAGUUUGUAUUUUCAUUUUUGUUUUCUAUUAUAGAAUUUUAUGAUUCGUCCCCGUUCAAAACUGCAGUAAAGGUGCUUAUAUCUUUUAUAUAGAUUAUUAUUCUAUCAUCCAUCAAAAUAUCUCAAAAACGAUUAUUUUUAAGAGUAAAACAGAAAGCUAUUAUUUACUUUUUUUUUUCUUCUGAUGUUUAGUCCUUAGAUUUUAUUUUAUCUGCAGACUAAUAAAUUAAAAGUUAGGCGCAGUCUACAACAUUAUCUCAAACAUUGUAUAUCCACAGACUCAAAACUUACAACCUCCUAACACAGCAAAAUUAUCAGUAUCACAAGAUCAGUAAUUCUCAGUAGCUUUUAUUUGAACGGCGACCUCUCCACAACGGCCACUUUCUUCUAGGAGAGCUUUUAAUCUUCUUAACAAGAUGAGGUACCUUUUAUGGGUGAUGGGGCUGCUGGCGGCCUGUGACGUCAGCGACAAUGGUCGCCAUCUUGGAUUUUACCAAGAAUUAGAAAUCAGGUUAAAACCGCGAGAAAAAUGGUAAUUUUGUGCUUUGCAUGAAAAAUAACACUUAAAUAAGCACUUUGCAUAACUUUUGCCACAAUAUUCACUUUUAUUAUGGAAACAAGUUGAAAAAACAUGUGGCCUUACCACCUGCUUGUGACGUUAUAACUCGUAACCAUAGCAACUGGCCAUCACUGGACUUUUCUCAAAAUGUGCGCUAGGGAUGAACGAACAGCGACUAAAAAAGGUCAGGUGCUGAUGUUUUAUCCUCUAGAAAGAAACUCAGAAAAACCUUAUGGGGGGGGGGUUGCAUUGGCAUACUAGCAGUAACUACAAAUAACUACUACUACCAGUAACUACCACCAACUACGAGUAACUACCAGUAACUACCGACAACUAUCAGUAGCUACUUAAACUCAAGAAUAAUCCUUUUUCGUUGUAGAAAGUGGUUCUUCUUACCUAAUCAACUACUUCCAGUGUAAUGCGGGUCGAGCGAAUGGACGUCUAUUUCUUCUAACCCUCAAAAUAGAUACAUAAAUGAUGGCUAUAAAAUCACAACGAGCUUUUUACGAGCCUUUUCUUCCCCAGGCUGCCAGUUAAUGUACGUGUUUCUCACGAUUUUUGUUAUUUGUUAACCGAACUGGUUGAUGGACUACGAUGAAAGUAGGAAAAAUUCCGGGUGAUUUUGUUUUAGUUAAAAGUACAAAAUGUGACGUCACACUGGCUGACGCCACAAAAAUGGGGGAAUUUUUUUUUUUUUUUUUACAUUUGCGUGAAACUUACAUCUAAAAGAGCAUCAGAAGAGGAGAAAUACAACGAAAACCGCUUUUCGAUAAGACACGCGAGUUAUGGGGCUUCAAAAAUAUUUUAGCGCCCCCCCUCCGAUCCAUAGUUUUUCUUAAAAAAACGAUUGCUAUGAUAUAUUUUUUUUCACCGUCUUUUACAAAAUAAGGUAAUUUUUUGGUACCAAAAGCCUCUCAUUGUGGGCUAAAAUCGUCUGAUUUUAGAUUUUAAUUUUUUUUUAUUUAAUAACGCUAAUUUAAGCAGUACAAAAAAAUCAUCAUGUGACAUUUUCUGACAUCACAAAUUUGUUUCCCAGGAUUCUGCGUAGUCGGAAAUUUAUGUUUUUAGUGUUUUUUUUUCUUUUAGCUUUCGACAGUCCAGAUUUCUUAUAUGUAACUUAGAAUUAGAUAACAAGGGCAAUUAAAUUAAACAAGGCAAACACUCCCGAAGGGGUAGCUCCAGUUUUUGAUCUACACAUUCAUCCAAAUUCAAACUGCGAUAUCUCAGCUAAACUAUGAGAGAUUGCAAAAAUUUUUUCAGCUUUCAACUUCCUUUUAUGAGAUCUUUCAGAAAAAAACAAACAAUUUGGGAGAUUCCAAAUUUAAAAUUUACGUAAGAAUGACGUCAGCAAACAUGACGACAUGACUGAAUAUUUUAAAACAUGCUAGCAACUAAUUUGAUUGGCCUUACGUUUUGCAUUUUCAGGCCAACUUUCGUGAGAAAAGCUAAAAAGCCGAAAAGUUAUUGUAAAAUAACAAAACUACCCACGUAUUGAUGCAACAUUUAAAAGAAUUAAAAAAAAAAAGUUAUUGGUUUGAAGAAAUUGAGCAGCAAGUGAUCGUAAUAGAUAUAAAGGCAUUAAUUUAAAGAUGUAUCUUUCAUUAUGUGGCACUGUCAGUACAAGGUUGUCAUACAGAUUCCGGAAACAAAAUCAGCGAGAUUUAAAUAGCGAAGAAAUAGUAACUAUAUAUAGUGAAAACGACUGACUUUUUGCUAUUUUAAGAUCUUUAUUUUUUUUCCCAAGGUCCUAGGUUAUAUUCUUUUCUGUAAAUAGAAGAAAUUAUUAAAUAACCGACAAUCUUAACUAACAGCUCGAAGUCUGAAUUGCGUAGGAGUUUAAGGAACAGACGGUGAGAUGAUAUUUCUAUUCAAAACAAUAUUUUAACUUCGUCUUAAUUGGGAUUAAAAAGCUUCUUUCUUGAAUCGUCUUAGCACGAGCGCAUAUUUAACUUUACCGAUAAAUUUUUAUUUUUAUUUCAUAGCCUUACUCUCCCGGUUUUUUUUUACUGAAUAGCCUAACUGUGUUUUUUUCACUCGCGCCCACCUCAAAAUUCUGAUAUCAUAAUUAUGUUAUUAAUCCUAGACAAAUAAAUAGAGGAUAUUACAUGGCCGCGCGGAGAUACGAAAUUUCUCUUCGACUGUUGAAAAAUAUGAAUUUUUUUUUUCAACACGACAAGAGAAAUUUCGUAUCUCCAAGCGGCCAUGUAAUGUUCUAUUUAUUAUAUAAACACAAAUGAACUAUACCAAACCAUUUCACUUUAAUAGUUUUUUGGUGUGAAAGGAGCGAUUUAUUAUGAAGCCAAAGCAACGUUGACAAGUUUUUGCGCGAAAGCUCGCCUAGUAUUUCAUUGGCUAUUACCUAUACUAAUUCGUUUUUCUGACUCAUUACUUCAUGGCGUCAAUUAUGGUUCUAUUGCACUAAGGCAAAAUCGAUUCUCAUUUUGAACCCCGAUAUCAAUCCUUUUUUAAGAACCCGGUAUAUAAAACUUUUAUUUUAAUUUCUCAAUCAGCAGAACUUUGGCUUUGAGAAACUUGAGAUCAAAUUAUCAAGUCGAAUUAGGGCCUUAGUAUCAUUAACACGUACAUUUGUUAAACAAACUGACGUUUCUGAUUCACUUGAAACUGGUUUCAUUUGCAUAGCAUAGUGAAUAAAAUAUUUUCCUAUUUAAACACGCUAUUUACAGACAAUCUUGUGUUUAUCAGGUGAUCAACCAGUUUCCUUUGCAAAACCGUUUUAAUGGCCAUGGAAUACUUCAAACUCGCUUUCUAUUCAAUUCUUUGUAUUUCUGCUUUGUUUUGGCAAGUGCAUCUCGCCUGUGAUGGCGACGAAUUCCAAAAAUUUCAAGAAAGAGUACAGAUGCGAACUUUCAGUGGAAGUAGGAUGCAUUUAGCCCCAAACGCUUUUGACCACGAACAAAUUUUCAGUGUACUGCAGUGUUUGGAUAUUUGUCUUAGAACUACACAUUGCUUCUCUGUUGAUAUCAAUUUGGAUCAUCCUAGGAAAAUAUGCAGGAUAAAUCCUCUUUUCGAAACACGAAAGCAUUUUCUUGUGAAGGAUGAAAAUUGGAAGCACGUAAAUAUAAGUGCAAAACAUUUAAGAAAGGUAUGUCCAUUUUCUUUAAUUGUCAUUUCAGUGCAGUGCAUUUCACUUCGUUUUCAAAAAAAUGGCAUUUUUCAAAUUCUGUUUCCAAAGACAUUUCUACAUGGUUAUAGCUGAAAAAAAAAAACACUGGGAUAUAUAAACCAUCAAAACAAUAACGGAAAAUGAAAAUACUGAUGUUUCAUAAAUACUACAUCGCCUAUUUACUUUGUUUAAAAGCAUAUCUACGAAUUUGCUAUAUUUUACGGACGAAAUCAGGUGUUAAAAGGUUAACAAGAAGCAUUAAGAAACGGCUUUAAUCGGCUUUAGAAAAAAUUCAGCGCACUGAUCUGGACACUCAUUCAAUCUUUAUUUUUAUUAUCAUUAUUACUUUUUUUUUUGUUAAGAACUAAAAUUAUUCGAUUUAUUUACGAUGUUGUCAGACUUUGGCACCCAUAGAACGUAAACUUUUCCUGAUGAUAUCCUCUCUUGAGUUAUUAGAUGAAGAUAACAAAGCUGUCAAUACGACAUAAAAACGAUAUUAAACGUAGAAAUGUAAUUCAAAACUUUUGAUUCAAUGUCUGCGGUAAUGAUCUCUGUUUCUCGUUACAUUGGCCACUUCCAAUUUAGUACUAAAUUUUAGUAUUUUCUUUGAGCUGAUUUUUGCUAAAUUCAAGUUCAAAUAUUUGUUUAAUAGGAGUUAUUUUCGUGAAUUAAACGAUAAUAAUCAGCUAUCACAAGGGACAAUUGAACUUAACGGCUAUAGAAAACGUCCUGGAUAACUAAAUUUGAGGCUAAUGCCAGAUUUUGCAAAUCAUCAAUAGUAACUUAAGUGAAGAUAUCAUUAUCAAACUAAAAUAUUAUUGUCUUAUUUGUUUAUCGACAGAUGCUGAGGUCAGCAACCAACGAUUGUAACGGUAUGGAAAGAGGUAGGAUGUUGUUUAUAUAAUUACGUUUUUCAAAUCUUAAUCUCAAGCAUAUACCCGUUAAAGCAAGGCUCAGAAACGAGAAAAAGUUGGAAAGUAUCGUUUGUAUAAUACCAAACAGGCAGAAAUACAGAAUUAUUAGUCUCAGAUACAAUUAUUAAUCUCAUGAUCAGAUACAAGCCAUUCUUAUCCCCAGUACUUCAUUCAUUGCAAUGAUAAUAUAUAAUCAGGAGCCACAAUUGGGUUAGGAGAACGCAAGCUUGGGGUCCACGCAGUUCCAUCGAAAUAGCCAAAGGUGCUAUUUUUAGAACAAAAUGCGCCACCCUCGACGUCACAGACUCGCGCGGGAACCCGCUCCUGAUGAUCGAAAAACCAUGACGAUAACUUUCCAAAGAUAAAUGUUGCAAGAAGUUUUAGCAAUUUUUCUUGUUUCAGACGGCAAAACCAAUCAGCCGAUACUGUCGACUCAAGCUAACCUGGAUUCUUACUGCGCCACGGAGGCCCCGAAUUUGGGCGGGUGUAAACACAAAAAAGCACAUAAUGGAAGCUGCUCUGGAAAGUGGACGGCUAAAAUUAUCAAGACGAGAUGGUGCUGCGUUGACCUAACACAUCCGAGUCAGAACUGUUGUUGCGAAAUCCCAAUUUAG